This is a messenger RNA of Marmota monax (woodchuck), 5989 nucleotides long. It is a transcript of the gene Kif6, whose product is annotated as kinesin family member 6. The coding region runs from base 85 to 2472 and encodes 795 amino acids. The transcript is spliced from 22 exons. Lineage: Eukaryota; Metazoa; Chordata; Mammalia; Rodentia; Sciuridae. Gene Ontology annotation, biological process: microtubule-based movement. Gene Ontology annotation, molecular function: microtubule motor activity; ATP binding; microtubule binding. The record is from RefSeq and is a predicted model, not a curated record.
GGGGAGCUGGAGGUGGUGGGAGUAACAAGUUUUGGAAGCUAAGGCCUGAAAGAGGUCAAGGGUCAGUGCAGAGCCAGGGAAGAGAUGGUGAAGCAGACGAUCCAGAUUUUCGCGAGGGUAAAGCCCCCUGCUCGGAAGCAGCAAUCAGGGAUUUAUUCCAUAGAUGAUGAUGAAAAUUUAACACCUAGCUUGGAAAUUAUCAUACCUCGUGAUUUGGCAGAUGGAUUUGUGAAUAAUAAGCGAGAAAGCUACAAAUUUAUAUUUCAGAGGAUUUUUGAUCAAGAUGCAAAGCAAGAGAUCAUUUUUGAAAACAUUGCCAAACCAGUUGCUGAGAGUGUGCUGGCAGGUUACAACGGUACCAUCUUUGCAUAUGGACAAACGGGCAGUGGCAAGACAUUCACUAUCACAGGUGGGGCUGAGCGUUACAGUGACAGAGGCAUUAUCCCAAGGACGCUGUCAUACAUUUUUGAGCAGUUACAAAAGGACAGCAGCAAAAUAUAUACAACACACAUUUCCUACUUGGAAAUCUACAAUGAAUGUGGUUAUGAUCUAUUGGAUCCAAGACAUGAAGCCUCCAGAUUGGAAGAUUUGCCGAAAGUGACACUAUUGGAGGACACUGAUCAGAACAUUCAUCUGAAAAACCUGUCUCUGCAUCAAGCAACAAACGAGGAAGAAGCUCUGAAUUUGCUCUUCUUAGGAGACACCAACAGAAUGAUUGCAGAGACUCCCAUGAACCAAGCCUCGACCCGUUCCCACUGCAUCUUCACCAUUCACUUGUCAAGCAAGGAGCCAGGCUCUGCAACUGUCCGGCACGCCAAGCUCCACCUGGUUGACCUGGCUGGCUCUGAACGAGUUGCCAAGAGUGGCGUAGGGGGCCAGCUUCUGACCGAGGCCAAGUAUAUCAACUUGUCACUGCACUACUUGGAGCAGGUCAUCAUUGCCCUUUCAGAAAAAAACCGUUCGCACAUUCCUUACAGGAACUCCAUGAUGACCAGUGUCCUGAGAGACAGUUUGGGAGGGAACUGCAUGACCACUAUGAUUGCGACGCUCUCUUUAGAGAAAAGGAAUAUCGACGAAUCUAUAUCUACCUGCAGAUUUGCACAACGAGUGGCACUCAUAAAGAAUGAAGCUGUUCUUAAUGAAGAAAUCGAUCCCAGAUCGAUGAUUAUAUGCCUUCAAAAGGAAAUCCAGGAACUGAGGGAUGAACUGGCCCUUGUCACUGGGGAGCAGAGGACAGAGGCACUCACAGAAGCAGAGCUCCUUCAGCUGGAAAAACUAAUAACAUCCUUUUUGGAAGACCAGGAUCCACAGAGUAGACUAGAGGUUGGCGCUGAUAUGCGUAAAAUUCAUCACUGUUUUCAUCAUUUAAAGAAACUAUUGAAUGACAAGAAGAUCUUCAGGAACAGUACAGUCUCCUCUGAAAUCAAAGAGCCAGACUGCCAAGAACCAGUAAAAGAGGAAGAAUAUAAAAAGCUACGAGACCUUCUAAAGCAGAGGGAUAAUGAAAUCAAUAUUUUAGUCAACAUGUUAAAAAAGGAAAAGAAGAAAACUCAGGAUGCUCUCCACUUCUCUAGUGUGGAUAGAGGUGAAAUCAGACUCAUCCAGAGCUCACCCUUCCCACUUGGAAACCCAGAAGGUCAGAGGACAUCACUAUUCUCAGCCUCGACACAGUCCCAGGAUUGCAGCAUGCUCGGGAGCAGAUCCAGUUUGCUCCACAAAAAAUCAGGGAUGAGAGAGGAAAUGUCAUUAGGACGCCAGGAGGCUUUUGAAAUCUUCAAGAGGGACCAUGCUGACAGCGUUACCAUCGAUGACAACAAACAGAUUCUGAAACAAAGGUUUUCUGAAGCAAAGGCCUUGGGAGAAAGUAUAAAUGAAGCAAGAAGUAAAAUUGGUCACCUGAAGGAGGAGAUCACCCGGCGGCACAUACAGCAGGUGGCUCUAGGAGUCUCAGAAAACGUGGCCUUUCCCUCGACACCAGACCAGGAAGACAGACUGCGAUCACAACUGGAGGAAGAGAAGAGAAGGUACAAAAUUAUGUUCACCCGCCUGAAGGCCCUGAAGGUAGAGAUCGAGCACUUGCAGCUGCUCAUGGACAAAGCCAAGGUGAAGCUGCAGAAAGAGUUUGAAGCCUGGUGGGCAGAAGAGGCCACUCACCUGCAGGUAGAUUCUCCAGCAGCGAAUUCCCUGGAUCACGCGAAGCCCUCUCCCCAGAGCCCUGAAUCCCAGCAGGACCAGUCUCAGCUUCUCUCCAACCAGAGUGUCGUGAGUGCCAGAAAGGUCUCGCCCUCGCCCUGCCCCAGCCCGCGCAGCCCGGAGCAGAGCAGCACUGGCACCUGGCUGGAAGGCAGCAUCCCUGAGAGGACAACUUCGUCCGUCCCUCUCACCGGAGACAGCCAGACGGACUCUGACAUCCUGGCAUUCCUCAAGGCCAGGCAGAACAUUUUGCAGAAGAAAUGUCUGGGAAGCAACUGAUUUUCUGAGGAGAGUCCAGCCAUGUGCUGCCUCAAGAAUGAAGUGCAGACAGAGUCACGGCCUCUUGCUUGUGGCUGGGAGCAGCUGAUGAACUUGAACCCAGCGGAGGGGAGCUGUGUUUCUUUAGGGAUGCUGUUCUGGGGGCGGUCAGAGACGCUGGGCCAGGGCUGCAGGUGACAUCCUUCCUGUGGUUGCUGGAGCGGCCGGCAGAGCCAGGUAAUGCCGGGAGCUGCUGGCAGGAUGAGGCUUCAGAUCACUCUCAGUGACGUCACGCGUAGAUAACGACAAACCUUUGAGAUUAUGAGAUCAUAACGUAGUGGCAAGGGAAGCCCACCGUGGUAUGAUGUGGGGGAUAAUAAUUAGUUCAUUUUAGCUUUUACCAGCCCACUGGCCUGGCCUGUCCCCUAAUUUAGAAGCCCAGGAGUGGCUACGGGCAAUCCAGGCAGGACUUGGGAGCCCCAGGCAAGGCAGUGCAUGGCAGAGCACCUUGAUGGCCUCUCUAUCUGAGUGGACAGCUCUCAAGAUCUGAGAGAGGGCAGCUCGGGCACCACAGGACUCAGCCUCCACCCAGCCACUUGGGGCUUUGCAGGAUUUGAGCCAAACUCCCUGUUCACACAGGGAAAGCAUGGCUGCCAGGGUCUUGUCUCAGUGAACUGCCCAGCACUCCAGGCACUGGCAUACCCGUGGAUGGGGCCAGCCCGCAGGAGACUUGGGAGGACUACAGCCUACAUCCGGGCUGCAACCUAGCUCCAGCUGGAGGGUGGCAGGGGAGUGGAGAGUGGGUGGGGGGUGGCCCUGGAAAGGAGGCUACCUGAAUAAAAGUGCCUGUCCCGUGCUCCUAGAGUCUGUGCUGUUAAGUAGAGGAUCUGGUGACCCUGGAGGGAGAGCAGAGAGAUAAUACGUAUAAUUGGUUUGCUUGGGUUUUUCUGUCUUUUAGAACUGGGUAAAAAGAGUCAUGUGGGAGGAGAGGGAUGUGUUCCAUCUCAAAGCCAGCCAGGCCUGCAGAGCUGCUCUAGGUCACGCCCUGGCUCACACCAUUAGAAAGCUGAAGCAAAGGGAGACACGUCUUGCUGCUCCACAGCCAGCUAGUGGCCAGAGCCCCCCCCUCACCACCCCACCCAGAGGGACCCCCAUCCCCUUACUGUUUCAUUUUCUUCAUCACCAACAGACAUAUUCUCCUUCUUUUCUCGCCUAUUUUUAAAUGGCCUGCCACCCGCUAGUACUGAAAGCCCCAGGACCACAGGGACCUGUUCCUCUUGCUCCUUGCUGUGUCCCAGCACAGAAUUGGUGCUCAAUAAAUAGUCCCUCCGUUCACAGAACCAGAAUGCAGCUUGCUCUCAGGUCCCUGUACUUCCCUCUGGCUCAGUGAGGGAGUCCCAAUGUGGUGAGGAUCACCUCCUGGUCCUCGUGAUUCUAGGACACACAGUAAGUCCUCAGUAAAGUCUGUAGAACCAGGGGAGGACCAGAGCCCUGAUGACCUGAUUCUAGAAGGUUCUCCGAGAGCCCAUGGUGCACACAUAUUGAUGUGCAUGCGCACACACACACACACACACACACACACACUCAGGAGUCCUGAAGAUGGUAUGGAACCUGCCAGCACACUCUCUGGAAACAGCACCAGUGUUCCUGGCACGCCUUGAGCUGGCUAGAGUCUGUUGACUUUAGCUCUCCCGCUGAGACGUUAUCUCCUGGAUCCAAAGGCUUUAUUGACAGAGAUGUGUGGUGCGGCCCCAUGCAGGGUGUGAACCAGCCUCCUGGAACAGUCACUAUGGGCAGGGAGGAAAUGGAGAAGAGAGAAAAACACACAGGUAAUCUGGGGCCACUGGAUCUUGCUGAUCUAGUCAUCUGCAAAGCAUGCAUGGGAACUGGUGAGGAAGCUCCCCACUCCAAAAGGCCUGUCCCUGGUCCCUGUUCCUCCCAGGGGAAGCUGAGCCUGGGGGAGGUGUAUGGUAGUCCAGCAUGCAUCUGCACCCAAGGAUGCAGCUGGCCUCUGUGAUGGGAGGAACAGGCGAAUGCUGAGGUAGGGUGCUCCCACAGUCCACUGGGCUCAGGGGCACCAGGAAUAAUAAGAAGUCUCUGAGUUCACUCAGGGCAAAAUGAAGAGUGUUUCAAAAUGUUUCUGGAAAGCAGCCGGGUGGGUGACUCCAGCCCUGUCCUAGCCAGAAUUCCCUUGGCUCUAUGUUCCCUGGACAGGACGUGGGGGUGGGGGUGCUGGUGAGCUUCCUCAGCUCUAGCCAACAGGGACUUUUAAAAAGCAGAUAGAGAAACUGGUACCCUGAACAACGAGUCUUCAUUCUUCACCAGCUAGAAUAGAAUUGGCAUCCAAAGCUUUGUCGGGGCCUCGUGUGUUGGAGUAUACUUCUCUGCCUUUUAAAUUUUGGCCCUGUGUACAUAACGUGUAUUUAGGAUGACAUAAGCAGAAGCUUGAAACAGCUUGCAGGGUUAGGCUGUGAUUUCUUUCAUUCUUGCGAUAUCUUGAGAUGAACAGAUCUUGGAUAGCUGCCGCUCUUUCAACCUGGACCUUGGAACAUACAGAGAAGAAAUCUGAGCUGUCUCCAGACUGGAACAGAGCUUCCCAGUGAAGCCCAGUCCAGAUCAGCUGAAUCACAGCUGACCCAAAGACCUACUGACUUACAAGAAUAAAUGCUUCUUGGCAUAAGCCACUGAGACUUGGGUUGGUUUGUUACCAAGCCUUAAUUCUAACAAUAGCCGACUGAUACCAAUAUUUAAACCCCAAAACAGUGCAUGACUAGAAAGAAUGUCUUACUACAAAGAAAUCCUCACUACAGAGAAACGCUCAAUAUCUCUUUUUAUAUUUAUUUUUUAGUUGUAUUUGAACACAAUACCUUUAUUCUAUUUAUUUUUAUGUGGUGCUAAGGAUGGAGCCCAGGACCUCUCACGUGCUAGACAAGUGCUCUACCACUGAGCCACACCCCAGUCCAUCAAUCUAUUCUUGCUGCCUGUUGAAAGGCAUCUUAGAGUUGGUCGUAUAUGAAAACAGGUCUACCACUUGCAAACAUGACGGAGCAGCAGGGACCUGAUUUACUCUCCUGCUUUAAAUGACUAAAAGCUGCAGGACACACACAGAACAAUGGUUCUUAGACACUGGAUAGUAGGAAGUACACGACUUUGACCCCAAGAGAAGGGAAGCAAAUGACAUGAGCCCUAAGAUGGUCCCAACAAACUGCCUACAGACUGCGCUCCAAAGGGGAAAGCUAGGAAAAGCCCAGGGGUUUGCUUGACUCAAAGAAAUGGAACUAGGAGUCCAGGGAGACUGGAGUAGCCUCAAUUUGCAAGUACUCAGAGGCGAAGAAGAAAAAGAGAGAGCACAUGCUCUGGAGACCAUCAGAGGGUCACUCUUGGGUCCCCAACUAACUACAGAUCUAUAUAUGCAUGUGAGGAAGUCAUCCAGGGAGGGGAAAAAAAACACGAGAAAGGAGCAGGCAGAAUAAUUUCCAGAAUUAACAAGGGUCUAGGAAUAGUUCAUGUUCCUAAUAGCCAGGGUGGAGAAACCUCU